AGCUCGGUGCUCCAAGUUAGAAAAAGGCUUUUACGAGGUAUCAGCACUUUUCUUUCAUUGGGGGAAGGCGUGAGGAAAGUACCAAACAGCAGCAGACUUUUAAACUUUAAAUAGACAGGUCGGAGAGCCUGAGCCCUCCUUUUCCUUGACUUCAGCCUCCUAGGAGCCUCACUUUGGCGCGCCGGCUUCGCUUUCGUUAAGCGAAAGAGAGUUGCCCAGCCAUGGGUGACUGGAGUGCCUUGGGGAAGCUUCUGGACAAGGUCCAAGCCUACUCCACAGCUGGAGGGAAGGUGUGGCUGUCGGUGCUCUUCAUUUUCAGAAUCCUGCUGCUGGGGACAGCGGUUGAAUCAGCGUGGGGUGACGAGCAAUCAGCCUUUCGCUGUAACACCCAACAACCUGGUUGUGAGAAUGUCUGCUACGACAAGUCCUUCCCCAUCUCACACGUGCGCUUCUGGGUCCUUCAGAUCAUAUUCGUCUCGGUGCCCACGCUCCUGUAUUUGGCUCAUGUGUUCUACGUGAUGAGAAAGGAAGAGAAACUGAACAAGAGAGAGGAGGAGCUCAAAGUGGCCCAGACAGAUGGUGCCAACGUGGACAUGCACCUGAAGCAGAUUGAAAUCAAGAAGUUCAAGUACGGGAUCGAAGAGCACGGCAAGGUGAAGAUGAGGGGCGGCCUGCUGAGAACCUACAUCAUCAGCAUCCUCUUCAAGUCUGUCUUCGAGGUGGCCUUCCUGCUGAUCCAGUGGUACAUCUAUGGGUUCAGCUUGAGUGCCGUCUACACCUGCAAGAGGGAUCCCUGCCCCCAUCAGGUGGACUGCUUCCUCUCCCGUCCCACCGAGAAAACCAUCUUCAUCAUCUUCAUGCUGGUGGUGUCCUUGGUGUCUCUCGCUUUGAAUAUCAUCGAACUCUUCUAUGUCUUCUUCAAGGGUGUUAAGGAUCGCGUGAAGGGGAGGAGCGAUCCUUACCAUGCCACCACUGGCCCACUGAGCCCCACAAAAGACUGUGGCUCUCCAAAAUACGCUUACUUCAAUGGCUGCUCCUCACCCACCGCUCCGCUCUCGCCUAUGUCUCCUCCUGGGUACAAGCUGGUUACCGGUGACAGAAACAAUUCCUCGUGCCGCAAUUACAACAAGCAAGCGAGUGAGCAAAACUGGGCUAAUUUCAGUGCCGAGCAAAACCGAAUGGGGCAGGCCGGAAGCACCAUCUCCAACUCCCACGCCCAGCCUUUUGAUUUCCCCGAUGACAACCAGAAUGCCAAAAAGAUUGCAGCUGGACAUGAACUCCAGCCCUUAGCCAUUGUGGACCAGCGACCUUCCAGCAGAGCCAGCAGCCGCGCCAGCAGCAGACCUCGGCCUGACGACCUGGAGAUCGACAAGAGGCUUGUGCAUCAAGAUGACACUCGAUCGUGGAAGAGAAAAAGGGUGCUUACAGAAAGUAUACCUGGGGUGUUCAUUUUGUUCCCUUGGAGGUGGUACUCAACAACCUCAGUGAUGAGGUGUAAGACAUUAUAAUACCUAGGUUCCUUGGGGGUGUUUGGGAUAGCUAGGUGGAGCAGGUGGGGAUAUGGGAGGUACAUAUUGGUAAUUUAAAUGUAGUUGAUUCAAAGAACUUAAAUUCUAGUAAGAAUUGCAUUGGGUGAACAUAGAUAGGUAAGGGCUUUCUCUCUCUUCCCCCCAACCGAACCUUAAGAAUGGUUCUGUAUAUGUGAGUGAGUGGGUGAUUUUUUUUUUUUUUAAUUUUUAUUUUUGUUUUUAUCAAGAAACAGCAAUAGCUUUGGCCAGGAACCCAUGCUUCCUCAGCAUUACGUUUUCCUUAUGAAGUGAUAGGUUGUCCUAUGUCCCUGUUAAAACAUUCCAGUGUCAAAGCCUUGCGGUUUGCAGAUGAGCAUUCUAGGCCUGACUCUCCGGGUGUGGAAAGACCUUGCGCUGCUCUACACAAUCCUCAUUCUUAGUAUCAACUCAAAAGUUCAGACAAGGCUCAAAGAGAAACAUGACCCACGUAGUUACAUCCCAAUGGGUUCUUUUCACAUCUGUCCCACCUUUGUGUCACCAUCGCCCAUACGUCAUCCUCAACAGUCCCUUACAUUCACCAAAUGGUUUCUGUCGACAUUUCUACAAGGGUCGUAUAAUGUCAUUUAGUGGUUUCCUUUGGAGUUAGCAUCAGGGAAGCAAGCCCUGCUCGAUAUUUAACAAUCACUUCUACGUGUGUGUAUGCAUGUGUGUAAGCGUGUGUUUUAUUCAUCAUUAUUGGUACAAGCAGACUCACAAAUGCAGAUUUGAAUCAAAUGCACACCGUGUUCAAAUUUGAACCUUCCUCAUGGAUUUUUGUGGUGUGGGCCGAUAUGGUGUUUACAUUAUAGAAUCCCUGCUGUGCCAGCAAAGCACACUUUUUCCCUAAAUUUUUUUUUCCAUGUAUCCUAUUAUGGAUACUGGUUUUGUUACUUACGUUUUUUCCCCCCUCUUUUUUAGAAUGUAGCAGUAAUGCCGUUACUGAAAUGAAUGAUUUCCUUUCUCUGAAAUAUAAUCAUUGAUGCUUGAAUGAUAGAAUUUUAGUACUGUAAACAGGCUUUAGUCAUUAAUGUGAGAGACGUAGAAAGAGAAAUGCCUAGAGUGGACUAUUAAGUGUGCCUAAAGGAAUUUUGUAGUAACUGGUAAUUUGAUUUUUCUCCUACAUAACUACACAUUAAUUCAGAACUUGUAUUCUGAGUUUAACAGUCUUUUUAGAGUGACGAGCAACUUUAAUGUUUGCACUAAGAUUUUAUUUGAAACACAAGAGGGGUUGAAGGUUUCAGUAGUACAUGUGUAACUAAUUUAUUUGAACUAUAUGCUAAAGACAUCUACCAGUUUCUUCAAAUGCCUUUUUAUAAAACUCAUUACCUAUGAUUGGGCAAUGUUGACUAUCCUAUUUUUCUUACUGCACGUCAGCUACAUAAAUGGUUUUGUACAAUGAAAAACUAAUUUGUUUGACAUUCCAUGUUAAACUACUGUCAUGUUCAGCUUCAUUGCAUGUAAUGUAGACCUAGUCCAUCCAAUCAUGUGCUCGGAAGAGUGUUCUUUAUUCAAUAAAGUUUUAAUUUAGUAUAAAGAUA
Molecule: messenger RNA, 3085 nt
Organism: Chionomys nivalis (European snow vole)
Lineage: Eukaryota; Metazoa; Chordata; Mammalia; Rodentia; Cricetidae
Gene: Gja1
Product: gap junction protein alpha 1
Biological process (GO): heart development; cell-cell signaling
Cellular component (GO): connexin complex
Molecular function (GO): transmembrane transporter activity
Source: RefSeq, a predicted model, not a curated record